Messenger RNA from Mytilus californianus (California mussel), 869 nucleotides. RefSeq names its product acetylcholine receptor subunit alpha-type acr-16-like. Bases 52 to 732 code for a protein of 226 amino acids. Gene Ontology annotation, molecular function: transmembrane signaling receptor activity; neurotransmitter receptor activity; extracellular ligand-gated monoatomic ion channel activity. Lineage: Eukaryota; Metazoa; Mollusca; Bivalvia; Mytilida; Mytilidae. Gene Ontology annotation, biological process: nervous system process; regulation of membrane potential; signal transduction. Gene Ontology annotation, cellular component: neuron projection; synapse; membrane. The record is from RefSeq and is a predicted model, not a curated record. The transcript has 4 exons.
AAUUGCGUUGAUUUUUUCCAUUGCAUGAUAAAUUUCACAUAGGACAACAAGAUGAAAACAGACAUUUUGCUUACUGUGGUUUUAAUUCUAAUAUUUCCUUGUGUUGUUCAAGGUGUUUUAAUAGAAGAUUGGUUAAUAAGAACAUUACUUCAGGAUUACAAUGAACUUGCCUAUCCUGGAACAACAGACAAUGAAACUGUUGUUGUCAAACACGACAUGUCACUACUUCGAAUUGUGGAAUUUGAUGGUACAAAAUUGACGAUUGACACAUGGUUAGGUACAGAAUGGAGAGAUCCACGUUUGUGUUGGGCAUCUUCUCCAACUAAUAUUCGGUUACCAAUAUCAAAGAUUUGGACACCUGAUAUUGUUCUAUACGACAAUCCAGACACAAGGACACGAUUUGAACCAAACGCAGUUGUCGACCAAUCAGGACUUGUUUACUUUAGCCUGCCAAUACGUCUUGAGGUCGAUAACUGUCGACAGUCCCAGGAUGAAUUUAAAUGUACCUUCAAGUUCGGAUCAUGGACAUUUGACGGAUUUAAAAUUGAUUUACAAAACAGAAGCCAGGUCAUAGAUUUGUCUAACUUUCAACAUCACAACAGCUAUGAAAUAAAAGAUACAAGCGUGGUUAGGAAUGUGGUGUAUUAUCCGUGUUGUGAAGAACCGUAUCCUGAUAUAACAUACUCAGUUUAUUUAAAACGACGAAAAACAGGAUGGUUUGACAGGCUUUAACUUUAUAUCCUUCUCCGCAGCUUUUAAUUCUUUCCCGCUGAAGAUAUUUUUUUUUUUUUUUUCAAAUAACGAAUGAUGAUUUUUUUUUAUAGUUUAAACAAAAUAAACCUCUACACGAUUUCAAAUAAUGAUAUAAA